Molecule: messenger RNA, 5604 nt
Organism: Oryzias latipes (Japanese medaka)
Lineage: Eukaryota; Metazoa; Chordata; Actinopteri; Beloniformes; Adrianichthyidae
Gene: drp2
Product: dystrophin related protein 2
Biological process (GO): synaptic signaling
Cellular component (GO): plasma membrane
Molecular function (GO): protein binding; zinc ion binding
Source: RefSeq, a predicted model, not a curated record
UAAAUUUGAACAUUUAUUUGGCUUUCAUGAAAGGAACACAGACUUGAACAAAAAAAUUGGCUACUCAUCUACUUAUUUGGCCAUAUUUGGUAAUUUCCAUUCACAACUUAAAAUUUUCUUCAUCACUACUUUUCCCCCUGUAACUAUAAAACAAUUUCUACUACUUAUUAUUUCUGUAAACAAUAAAGCUAUGAAUAAACAUGAAAGUUGUCUGUCUUUGAAUUCUUCAAUUUAUCGUAAUGCAAUUUAUCGUAAUACUUGAUCUAUUUGUUGCAUUCUGCACAUUAUUCAUUGAAAAAAAACCCUUUCGAAGUUUUUCUUUUGCCCACAAAAACUGUUACAUUUUGAAUGACUUUUUUUCAGUUUUGAAGAAUAUUCAGAAAUGUUCAAGUGAUGAAGCUGCGGUUCUCUUCCCUCUGAACUCUGCUUUCUCAUCUCUCAUCCAUGAGUCCCCCCUCCCUCGUCGGUUGUGGUUGAGGACUUGACACUUGAAGCAUGAUCGCCCGCGUGCGCUCCGCCGCUGAUGCGCGCGCGGCGGAACCCCCCACACAGGAGCGUCACAGCCAGGCUCUCCUCCGCCGGUGCAGCGCCGCGCUGCUCCGCCGUUUCAAACCUGCCUGCGCGCCGCGCCGCUCCUCUCCUCACUUUCCUCCCCACGUCCACGGAAGUAGCUGAAAAGCGGCGCCGUCUCUGCGGACACGUCCACCUGCCGGCUGCCAGCCCGAGCCGGGGCUCCGCACCCAGCGCGGGGGGAGAGAGGUUUCUUCCGUGACAACUUUUAUGAGAAGACAGCCAGUGCUACAUAUCUAGACACCCCCAACUCCGCCUCCCUUCCCUCCUUGGUCGCAGGGUGGACCCAGAGGGCUUGGCUUGAUUCCAGCGAGGAGCCGAUCCUGCAGCCACCUCCAUCACGUCUUCACCGCUGGCUGCGGGGCGGCCCUCGUGGCCGGGAUGCCGCUGUGUGCCUUGCCAGUCCACUGUGGACGGUGAGGGGCAAGAAGAAGGGACUGAGUGCCGGAGACUAAGAGGAGGCGGCCCUCACCACACACCAGACAUGAAUCUUUGCUGGAAUGAAAUCAAACGAAAGUCCCACAACAUUCGGGCGCGGCUGGAAGCCUUCUCUGACAACAGUGGGAAGCUGCAGCUCUCCCUUCAGGAGAUCAUAGAGUGGCUGACAGCCAAGGACGAGGAGCUGUCGGACCAGCUGCCCAUAGGAGGCGAUGUGGGGGCCGUCCAACACCAGAGGGAGUUCCACCAGGCGUUCAUGGAAGAUGUCAAGUCUCGCGGGCCCUUCAUCUACUCCAUUUUAGAGUCAGCUCAGGCCUUUCUCACUCAGCACCCCUUCCAGGAGCCAGAGGAGACCCUGACUGAUGGAAAAGAAGUCUCUCCUCGUCGGCGAAUCUUGAACGCGAGUCGUUCUGUGUGGAAACAGGCAAACGUGGCCAGUGACCUGUGGGAAAAACUGACAGCUCGCUGUGUGGACCGCCACAGACACAUGGAAAGGACACUGGAGCGCCUUUUACAGAUCCAGGCGGCCAUGGAGGAGCUGGCCGGGGCGCUGGAGCAGGCAGAGGGGGUGAGGGAUGCCUGGGAGCCUGUAGGCGACCUCUUCAUUGACUCUCUUCAGGACCACAUUGAUGCUACCAAGUUGUUCAAGGAGGAGCUGACUCAGGUAAAGGAGGGAAUGAAACACAUCAACGACCUGGCUCACCAGCUGGCAAUCUCAGACGUACAUUUGUCCAUGGAGAAUGCCCGCGCUCUCGAACAUCUCAACAACCGCUGGAAAGUGCUUCAGGGUUCCAUAGAGGAGCGGCUGAAGCAGCUCCAGGAUGCACACAGAGACUUUGGCCCUGGAUCGCAGCACUUCCUUUCCAGUUCAGUGCAGAUACCGUGGGAGCGUGCCAUCUCCCCAAACAAAGUGCCCUACUACAUCAACCACCAGGCCCAGACGACCUGCUGGGACCAUCCAAAGAUGACAGAGCUGUACCAAGCGCUGGCGGAUCUGAAUAACAUCAAGUUCUCAGCAUAUAGAACGGCUAUGAAGCUGCGAAGAGUUCAGAAGGCUUUGAGACUGGAUUUAGUGUCACUCAGCGGCCUCUCCGAGGUGUUCCGGGAGCAGGAGGUGCAGCAGGCGGAGCGUCUGAUGGAUGUGGUGGAGGUGAUUCAUGGCCUGACAGCUCUGUAUGAGAAGUUGGAGGAGCAGAGGUCUAUCCUGGUCAACAUUCCUCUUAGUGUCGAUAUGUGUCUCAACUGGCUGCUCAACGUUUACGACAGCGCUCGGAAUGGCAAAAUGCGAUUUCUCAGCUUCAAGAUGGGAUUGGUGUGCUUGUGCAACGCUGACGUCCAGGAGAAAUACAAAUAUUUGUUCCGUCAGGUGUCUGGUUCUGGAGGUUCGACAGACCAGCGCCACCUCAGCCUUCUGCUCCAUGAAGCCAUCCAGAUUCCCCGACAACUGGGAGAAGUUGCUGCUUUUGGCGGCAGCAACGUGGAGCCAAGUGUUCGUAGCUGCUUUCGCAUGGCUCCUGGGAAACCCUCCAUCGAGUUGUCUCACUUCCUGGAAUGGAUGAGCCUUGAGCCCCAGUCAAUGGUUUGGCUGCCUGUCCUCCACCGUGUGACUGCUGCUGAGUCAACCAAGCACCAGGCCAAAUGCUAUAUCUGCAAACAAUGUCCCAUCAGGGGAUUCAGGUAUCGCAGUUUGAAGCAGUUCAAUGUGGACAUCUGCCAGACAUGUUUUCUAACUGGCCGCACAAGCAAAGGAAAGAAGCUGCACUACCCCAUCAUGGAGUACUACACCCCAACAACCUCGGGAGAAAGGAUGAGGGACUUUGCCAAGACUCUGAAGAACAAGUUCAGGUCAAAGCAGUACUUCACAAAGCACCCGCAGAGAGGUUAUCUUCCAGUGCAAUCUGUGCUGGAAGCUGAGAGCUCAGAGACACCGUGCUCUUCACCAAGGCUGCCUCAUGCUGACACGCACAGCAGGAUUGAACAUUAUGCAAGCAGACUGGCAGAAAUGGAAAACCAGAAUUGUUCAUUCUUCACGGACAGCCUGUCUCCUGAUGAAAGCCUGGAUGAAGAUCAGUACCUCCUGCGUCACUCCAGCCCAGCCCUGGAUCAGGACUCGCCCUGCGGACAGCACAUGCUGCUGGCUCACCUGGAGCACCAGGACAAGGAGCAGCUGCAGCACACCCUGGCCCGCCUGGAGAACGAAAACAGGGUGCUGCAAAGCGAGUACAGACGUCUCAAGUGGAAGCACGAAGAGGCCGCAUCCGUGCCCAUGCUGACUGAGGCUGGAGAGGACAGCCUGGGCUCGCCCACAGCAGGGGGGCAGCAGGAUGAGGAGCUCCUGGCCGAAGCCCGGGUCCUGAGGCAACACAAGACACGGCUGGAGACCCGCAUGCAGAUCCUGGAGGACCACAACAAACAGCUAGAAUCUCAGCUGCGCCGGCUCAGGGAGCUGCUGCUACAGCCCAAAGAGGAUUCAGAGGCGAACGGAUCUGAACCGUCGACACUCUCCUCUCCUGUGUCUGGAGGAGGUCACCACGGAGAGCCAGCAAGCAGGGAGACGACGGACACAGAGGCAGCAGGAGAGGACGUGGAGCAGGAACAGGACACCGUGCUGCAGCUCCAGGAGGUCAUCGAGCAGCUGAGAAACGUCUUCCCUUCGGAACCAGGCACCACGUCACACAUUUAACGCUGCGGGUGCUUCCAGCAGCAGAAAGAUGACCCAAGAAGGUGCCAGACAACAGAGGGAGGGUCUCCACGCGGCUGAUUUAGGGCCACAGCGAAGCAGGCCCUGUGACGGCUGCAGCGGCUGUGAUACUCAGUCACUCCUCCUUCAGACUGACGUGCACUAAAAGGCUUUCUCAUGCAAACUGCUAGUGGCUCACCGCUGAUGACCUUCAGCUCCUGUGCUUUCUUGACUUCAGUUGUGUUGAUGAGCCAAAAGGAGCGGAUGUUAGCGGCUAAAAGAUUGGGGAUCAGCCAAAACACUGUGCUUACCAGUAUCUGUGUAGUCAUUCAGAGAUGUGAAGCUUUAUAUCAGUCCACAGCACAAAUUUAACCCUACAAAACAUUUAGGAGAGUGAAAGAGUGAAGGGUAUCUACCUGUACCUUAGAAGUUUGUGUUUCUUUUCCCAUGAAUGUGUCAUCCUGGUUGUUAUGUGUGAGAAUCCACCCUUCACUGACUGAUCUCAUGUUGGCUUGUGGUGGACGUUUUAGUUUCCAGCAAUCCGCAGAAGAAAUUGCUUGCGAGAAUGAAAAAUAGGAUCAGUUAAAUUCACGACAGCCAAAGUGCCCGCUAACACAGCGCCUCUGUACGCGCACACUGUGCUCUGCUAAUCUCCUAAACCGCUUGUCACUCCCAUCGCUCUCACAAAUGAGCUCUUCAGACACACCACACAUGCUGCUACACACAGCCACUAUUUACUGAGCCCCCUUCCCACGUUGCGCACAAGAGCACGAGCGAUGCAAACAGCCCGCAUGAUUAAUAACACGCUGUUCUGCAUCGCACUUUCAGAUUUACGAAGAGCCAUUUCAUUUCUGCAGGGGUUAUGGCAGGCUUUCACUUUCAGACAUUUGAAAGCGUUAACUGAAGUUUCAAUGACGAAACGAACGCCGAUAAAUAUUAACGUCUGCCCUGAGAUCUUAUUCUCCUCCUGCUGUGCAGAGAAAGAGGUGCAGUGUGGGUCUGCCCCGCUCUCUGCAUGGCCAAUUCCAGAGUCCACAGGGGAUGCUGGAGGCACACCGUCAUCACGCAGCCUGACUGACAUCAUCCAUAAUAAUCCCUCAUUCCCUCUGGAGGCUGAACAGCAGCAGCUAUGGACUCUGCACGUACCUAAUUUCCUUUGCUAAUGAACACUCAUUUACAAAAAAGUUACGUUUGUGAUGAAUCUGCUUUCAUCAAAGUGCAGGGCGUUUAGUUCUGAGCAUAGCACUGUCAGUUAAUGCCUUAAAACCACACUGAAUCCAAACGUUUUUUAAGCAUUCCUCAGAUGUUUGUGGGUUUCUGAAAGUGUCAGAACGAGUGUGGAUCAUUAUGUGGGCUGAAAGUAGCUGAAUAAGACUCAGAGGGGUGCAGCUCAUGAUGUUGGGUAUGCUUGUAGAGACCAAACUAUGGGAAAGAGAUGAGUGGAAGAUAAUAAUAAAAAAAAAACAAUGCAAUGCAUUUGGCUUGAGGGCUGGUGGGAAAGGUCCUCUUUGAUGUGCCUGCCACAAAUAAACCUCCAGGAGCAGGACUGGAGUUGGCCUGAAAGAGUGAAACUCUGAUUCUGUGCAUUUUCUUUGCAAUCACGCCAAGUCAUUGCCAGAAAAAGAUGCACAUUCACUCUGAGAGGUGCAUUCUGAACAAAGCAGGGCUCUCGAAAAUCAAAUACAUAACUUUGAAGGCCAUGUACUGCAUUCAUUCUUGAAUCCAGGCAUGCAACGUUCACGUUUGACGCCAUCCUGAGAGUUUUCAUUUGGUUGCUAAGAAACUGUCCCCAAGGACGCAGCUCCACAGGUUUUUUUUUUAAUCUUUUUCUUUUCUAACCAUAGGUGAUGCCAUUUUUCUUUUUGCAAACACUAAUAGCCUUAAGGGGAGCAAAUAAAAACCUAUUUCUUCCUCUA